Messenger RNA from Drosophila biarmipes, 1175 nucleotides. RefSeq lists its product as uncharacterized. The record is from RefSeq and is a predicted model, not a curated record. NCBI's taxonomy places the organism in Eukaryota, Metazoa, Arthropoda, Insecta, Diptera, Drosophilidae. The transcript is spliced from 2 exons. The coding region runs from base 146 to 748 and encodes 200 amino acids.
UCUAAAAUCGUAGUAGUAACAGAUUUAUGCUUGUCAAUUAAUUUUUACUCGUUGUAAUUGUUAAAAAUUAUUAUGUAGCCAGGAAAAAUUUCCACAGAGCCUGCGAUCAAAUCCUUGCUGACUGACUCCUUGAAUAUCCCGAAAAAUGGGCAAGAAAGGCAAGAAGGGCAAGGCAAAAAAGGGCAAAAGCGUUUUAAAACCCACGGCUACAGUAGUGCCUGAAAUACCGCCAGAACCAGUAUUUGCCAAGAAUGUGCCAUAUUUUUCCUUCGAUCUCAUCAUAACGCGACUGGAGGUCAAGGGCGUGGCUUUCGCAGACCCCCGGAAACUACUGGUGAAGGUCAAGUUUGGGGGCAAGGACCUGAGCCUCACCGCCAGCAAAGCCAAUGUAAGCGAGUUCAAGCCCAAUGCCAGCAUUGUUUUCCAGGCGGAGCCACCGAAUCUUGCCCAGAAAGUCGAAGAAGAUGGCCUGAACUUCGAGGUGAUAUACGACAGCCUAGUGGUUGGCUUGGGCAAGACGAUUCUUCCCCAGAAACUAACCAGCAGGAUAAAACUGGACAUGAAGGCGUUCUCCUACACGAGCAUUUGUAACCUGGAAAUGGAGGGAAAACCCGUGGGUGGUCUGGAGUUCCUGUGCAAGCUCUUCAUCAGAUGUGGCGAUUAUGCCAGUCUUAAUCAACCAGGGAGGGCGAAACCUGCCCCAACUUGGACAGGAAUAUUAGCCCAAAGGACAUUGUGUUUGUGGUAGGUAAAUCGCAGGCAAAUACCAGCAGCUGUGAUCCUUGCCGAGACGUUUUGGCCAAAGAGGCGAGGAAGGAGAAGGACUACAGUAUUCAAAGAAGGGGAUAAUUUGUAAUGGUUAUCUUAGUAGUAUAAAAAAUAUUACAAAACUAUUAAGUAAAUCAACAAAUAUUUUCAUAUUUGCCAUUUAAGGAAAUUCUUAAACCCCUGCCGAGAUGUUUUGACUAAGAAGGCGAGGAAGAAGAAGGAUAAGGUAUUCAAGGAAGUACAAUUUUAGAUGAUUAUUUAACAAAAGUGGAAUAAAAAAUAUUACGAAAUUCUCAAGCACUUCAACAAUUUAAGUGAAAUUUUGUAAUCGAUAAUAUUUACUUGCAUCCCAGACCAAACUUGGCCAUUUAAGUUUGUAAAAUAUAUUUAUGCCAUAUUAAUCCACA